UCAGAGCGCGCCUCUGGCGGUGUGUCCUGUCCUCGAGAAGGUCGCGUUUCCGGCGCUGGGCGAGCGGCGCUCGGGAUGGCUGGCUACACCCCCGACGAGAAGCUGCGGCUGCAGCAGCUGCGCGCCCUGCGGCGCCGCUGGCUCAAGGACCAGGAGCUGAGUCCGCGCGAGCCCGUUCUGCCCCCGCAGAAACUCGGGCCAGUGGGCCGCUUCUGGAAGCGCUUCCUGCAGCCGGGCUCCUUCUGGCGGCUGCAGACUUUCAAGCUGUACAGAGCUGCUGUAUAUACUGUAGGUUGGCUCCUUAUUCCUGCCUGGAUUGUUCACUACUAUACCAAAUACCAUAUAAUGAAAAGGCCAUAUGGUGUUGUUGCAACGAAGCACAACAUAUACCCAGGUGACAAAAUUCAAGAGACAGGAGAAAUACUCCCACCAUUCGAAGAAGAGCCUACUGGUCAUCACUGAAGGUUACAAACUCUAGCUUUGUUCCUAUAAAAAGUGUUAAAUAUUUCCAGAUAUGUAAAACAAUAAAGUUGCUUUCAGGAAA
Malaclemys terrapin pileata is the source of this 544-nucleotide messenger RNA. RefSeq names its product NADH:ubiquinone oxidoreductase subunit B6 (gene NDUFB6). The record is from RefSeq and is a predicted model, not a curated record. Bases 76 to 462 code for a protein of 128 amino acids. Gene Ontology annotation, biological process: mitochondrial electron transport, NADH to ubiquinone; mitochondrial ATP synthesis coupled electron transport. Lineage: Eukaryota; Metazoa; Chordata; Testudines; Emydidae. The transcript has 4 exons.